Messenger RNA from Sarcophilus harrisii (Tasmanian devil), 4977 nucleotides. RefSeq names its product tRNA methyltransferase 9B (putative) (gene TRMT9B). The transcript is spliced from 6 exons. Bases 520 to 1911 code for a protein of 463 amino acids. Gene Ontology annotation, molecular function: tRNA binding; S-adenosylmethionine-dependent methyltransferase activity. NCBI's taxonomy places the organism in Eukaryota, Metazoa, Chordata, Mammalia, Dasyuromorphia, Dasyuridae. Gene Ontology annotation, biological process: tRNA wobble uridine modification. Gene Ontology annotation, cellular component: nucleus; cytoplasm. The record is from RefSeq and is a predicted model, not a curated record.
UUACGCACGCCUGCUCCCCCUCCCCGAGAAGACCCCCCCUCUCCAGGUGGAGCCCGCCCCGCCUCCGCGCACCUCCCUCCCUCGGUUCAGCAGCCGGUCCAUCCAUCCGUGCACUCUUCCUGGCCCCGCCAUCCAGCCUGGUCCUGGCCGUCCCCCGGAUCUGGGCCUGGAAACCCCGCCUGCCCUCCUUUCUCCUGCUCGUGGAAUCGCUGCAGGGCCCGCCCAGCCCGUGGUCCCGGUCGCAGCAACCCGGUGGCGGCUGCCAGCUCGAGACUCUCCAUGUCCCACAUAAUGCACAUUGGGAAGGCCUCCGACUCCUGAGACAUCUCGCCAAGCUUCCCCGGGCUAUUCCACACCUGGGAUCAGCCGGUGUUCCGGGUGCCUUUGCAGCACGGGCAGCACUAAUUGUGCCCAUCGGUGACUCAGCUCUUGCUCGGCAAACCAGGCUCUGGUGAAGUCCCGAGGGUGCCCUGGAGAGUGGGUGUGCCCUGCAGGCAUUUGGAGUAUCUGAAGCCCACAAUGACAUUUCCGAAUUUCAGUGGAGCAGGAAAGGAGGAAACUUGGAUGGAGUCUGAGGCUGCCGCUCAGCUGGAAAGGCAGCAUGUCCAUGAAGUCUAUGAAAGCACCGCAGCCUGCUUCAGUGAUCUGCAGGGCAAAGCCUGGCCACGGGUCCGCCAGUUCCUGCUGGAGCAGAAACCCGGCAGCCUCGUUGCAGACAUAGGUUGUGGGACUGGGAAGUAUCUCCGUGUCAACAGCCAGGUGUACAAGCUGGGCUGCGACUACUGUGGGCCUCUGGUGGACAUCGCCCACAGCAGGGGAUGUGAGGUCCUGGUGUGCGACAACUUGCGCUUGCCCUUCCGAGACUGCAGCUUUGACGCUAUCAUCUCCAUCGGCGUCAUCCACCACUUUUCCACAGCUGAAAGGCGGACCCGCGCUGUGCAGGAGAUGGCCCGCGUGCUGGUGCCUGGGGGACGCGUCAUGAUCUACGUCUGGGCCAUGGAGAAGAACCACCGGCACUUUGACAAGCAGGACGUGUUCAUCCCCUGGAACCCCGCCCUGUGUUCCCAGUUCCUGCCGGAGCCGGUUCUCACUGGGCGGAAGCGUGGGUGCGCACCCCCCAGGCCCGCCUCCAGUGGGCCCCCCGGCCGCCUGGCCUGCUCUGUCUGUGGCUACCCCCUGUGCCUUCAGAAGAGGCAGGUGUCCCGGCGCUCCCACAGCCUGGACAGCUCCGGGCCUCCCAGCUGCUGCGGGAAGCUGGCAGAGGUGAGGGAUGAGGACGGCGGUUUCUACAGCAUCUUAGGGAGGUCAUUCCGCUCCUGGUUUUUCUCCCGCUCCUUGGAUGAAUGUUCCCUAAAGGAGCAAGCGGAGAUAGCUGGGCGGGCCACAGAGGAACUAGCCCCAUGUCACCCUGUGUCUGUCCAGCCAUCAAAGCUCCAUCACCUGGACCUCGGGGAUCAGGAGCCAUUGUCAAAAGAACAAGAUGGUCCCACCGACCCUGGCCUUGUACAAACCCCAGAGAGUCCCUCAGGAAGGCCCCAACUCAGAGAGUCCCACAAAGACACUCAGACCCAGCAACAAGGGGGCCGCUCUCUCAGGCACAAUGCCACGGAGCUGAGCUGCAGGUCAGUCUGCUCUGUGGGGGCAGCUAAACCGGCCCCCGGCCAGCUCUGCCAAAGGACUUCCCUGCCCCCUCCCUUUCUCACCCUGGCAGCCACCGUGCCCACCAGGGCCUCCCAUCCAGAGGCGCUGAGCUCUGAAGCCUUCACCCGGUACUACCACGUGUUCCGAGAAGGGGAACUCUGCCGCUUGCUGGAGCAGCACGUGCCGGAGCUCCAGGUCCUCAGUGCCACCAACGAUCAUGGUAACUGGUGCAUCGUUGCAGAGAAGAAGCCUGGGAUGUUGGCCCAAUGAGUAGACCACUUGGAGAAGUGGCUCAUGGAAAGAAAGGCCUAGGGCCCGCUUCAGGGGCGGCUCCUAUAAAGGCCAGGGGGCUGCAGUUCACCACUGAGACGUCGGCAGGGGGUAGGGGUGAGGGGAUGGGCAAGGGGCUCCUUUAUUCACCUUUUCCUCUAGUGGCUCAUUUCUAGUUCUCAGAUAGAGCUGUUACCUUUAAAAAUCAGCAUCUUCCUUCAGGCGGCAUCAGCAUCUCUUUAAAAUUGGGAUUUCUUCCCUUGGUCCGCCAUAAAUCCUUUUAUAAAUCCCCUGCCAGAGCUGCCCCAGGGAUCACAUAGAAAUGGGACUAGAGUCAGUGCCCUGGCGGGGGGUGUAGCAGAUGCCCAAGUGUGGGGGUGGGCUAGGAGAGGACUGUUGUCCUGCAAGGUCUCCAGGGACACUGGCAGGAGCUAGGAAGGGCAGCCAGACAACAACAAGCCCAGGUCUCUACCCCAAAACAAAGUCUCUUGGAGACUGGAGGCCUUGGUAGUUAGAUUUUCUUUAAAGAAGCCGUGAAACAUCAUUCAUACUUUUAUUAUGACUCUUGAUUUUUUUUUAAACUACGCUUUUAUUUUCGAAUCUUUCUCUCCUUUCUUCACCACUCAGUGAGCCACCUUUUGUAGCAAAGAAUAAAAAAAAGAAGAGACAAAGAAGUCUAAAAACCCAACCAAUAACACAUCAGCUGAGGCUGGAAAUGUAGUGUUCCAUACCCAUAGUUCCCCACCCUCACCAGAAGGAGAGAGGGAAGUACAUUUCUCAUCUCUUUGGGGAGGGAGGCUUGGUUUAAUUAUUAUAAUUGCACAGGGUUCAUUUUGGGGGGUGGAUUCUCAUCAUUUCCAUGUCUGUAACCACUGGGGAUGAGGGACUUUUUUGUGGCCCUCAUGGUCUUCUGGGCUUUUAUCAGGGAGAUGAUUUGGCAGGUUUGUAUUUUUUCUCCUUUACUCCCAGGGAUACUUGCCUUAUGUACUGGAGAGAUACCUUCUCUUUACUCAAAUCCUUAAUGUGCAUUCAGAGGGAUGUGAAUUCAUAGGAGGGUGAGAACCAGUCCUUCAUCCAUCCAUUCAUUCACCCUCACGGUUAAGGUUCCAGUGAUCCUUGAUUCCACAGAAUUUGAUGUUUGAGGAAACAAUUGUCUUAUACUGAGAAGAGAAUGAAGAUUUGCCUCUUUCCAGCUUAGCAAAAAGGAAUUUUGUCAACACAUUUGUUCAUCUUAUUAAAGUAAAAUCUAAGUUGGAAUAAGGCUGUAACCGGGUUAAAUGGAGAACAGCAGAAACAGGCUUUGCCAUCAAUGUGAUUUGAGAGGUUCCCUUCCUGAGGAGAAAGUUGCCAGUUAGCAAUGCGCCCUUACCCAAUGGGUUGGUGCUACCCUUGAUGGCCAGGCAGAGUCCAGUCCCAUUUUUGUCCAACAAAUUCGCCUAAAUAAUGACUUUGUGGUAGUUAUUUUUCUUCAGACAUACUCAAGAAACCUGGAAUUUGAAUUCAAAAUCCAGAUAGUGAGUCAGUUGUUAAACAGUUACUAUGAUGAGUGAAAAAUAGUCCCCUGUUCUCAAGUACUCACAGUCCAGUGUGGAAGACACCAUGCAAACAACCAUAUACAAAUAAGUUCUAGACAAGAUAAAGAGGAAAACAAUUUACAGAGGAGGACUGGAAACAAGAGGAGCUGGAGAAGGCUUUUUGUAGGAGGUGGGAGUUUAGUUGAGACUUAAAGGAGGUCAGUAGACACAGCAGAGGAAAAAGCAUUCCAGACCUGGAGGAGAGCCAGAGAGAAUGCUCAAAAUUUUUGUUUGUGAAUGUGAAGUUUGUGAAAAAGUCAGGAGGUUGAUGUCACAGGUUAAGAAAUGAAGUAUAAAAAGAUUGGAACAGUUGGGGUGGAGGUUGUGAAGGACUUGAAAAGCCAGAGGACUUUAUAUUUGAACCUGGAGGUAGUUCUAUAAGCUCCUGUCUGGAUGGAGGGGAAGGGAAGCUCAGAGUUCUUCCCAAAACUUCCCAGAGCCCAAGAUGUUCUCCUUAGCCAUGAAGAGUUACCUACCUCUACCCAUCAUGCCUUUGUGUUUCUUGAAUCUUGUGUGCUCAUAUACCAACAAACUAUUGGAAAAACCUGUCCUACUCAUAGCCUCUGAGGGGAGAAUCCCUCCAUAGAAUCAGUUUAUGAGACUUGCCAUGGAGGAACCAUCCUGUGUCACCAUUCUCUCCUUGUGGGUUGACUUCUCCCUUUAGAAAUAAAGCUCCUUGAAAGUGGGGUCUGCCUUGCUUUUUUAUUUGUAUAGCCAGUGAACAUCACUGUGCUUAGCACACAGUAAGUGCUUAAUAAAUGCUGACUUAUUGAUUCACUCAGAUAUUUUUCUAGAACUGAUCCUUGUUAAUUGUUUUUUUUAAAUAACUUUGCUGUCCUAGCUGUAUAAUCUUGGGCAUGUCACUUAACCCCAAUGCUUUCUGGCUUCUCUGUAACUCAGAAGGGAUGCUUGGACUUGGACAUGAUAUUGCAAGUCUGACCUGAACAGAGAUGGAUAUGUCAGAAGCCACCACUUCCCUGGUCCUAAAUGUGCGCCCCGUUAGUGCUGCCAAAGUCCAGAGCAGCUUUUUUGGGCUGCCAUAGCUAACUGUUAGUGCAGACUACUGAGGGCUAGCGUGAUUUUAUCAAGAACAGGUCAUGUCAGAUUCACCUGUUUGCUUUUCUUUUGGGGAUAUGGUCAGUCACUAAACUGGUAAACCAAUCUAGACUGGUGAUAAUUUAUUGAGAUUUUAGAAAAGGAUCUGACAGUCUCAUGCUAUCCUUGUGGCUAAGAUGAAGAGAGAUGGGCUGGAAAGAGAAAAUUACAUGGACUCAGAAAUGGUUGGAUUUCUGGAACAACAGAAUAGUCAACAGCUUGUGGUUUGAUGUGACCUAUAAAGGCAACCUCUAGUGGAAGGUCCUUGAUCCUGGGGUGCCUGACUUUUUUUUUUAAAUCAAGGAUUACCAACUGAUGGAAAUGACACAUUUACCAUACUUGCAUCUGAUAUGCUAGGAGGAUUAGAUAACAUUCUAGAUAGAAUGUCAGAAUAGAC